UAACGCAUGAUUGGUGAAGAGCGUGUGAUGCCGCCUUGCCGUACCAGCAUGUGAACGAUAUGAUUGGGCGAGAGGUGCCCAUUCAAUUGCGACUUACUUCUGCCUAAUGUUGCCCAACCGCUUUUUGUUUGAGCGAUGGUCGCAGUGUCGUGGCUUCUUUCAUCAUCGUUGUACUUUUUGCGGUACUGUACGCUCUGUCAAUUGAACUUCGGCGCAGAUCCUAAAAUCCCACUGAACCCCCGCGAUUAGAGGGGACAAGUUGCGCUGUCAGGUUGGUUGUUGUGCUUGGCGACAGCGAUCUGCAGGCGGAUCCAACUCGUCCAGGUGGAGCUCAACUUGCCACUGGAUUAUCCUGCGAGCGAACAUGUCUCAACCUAACGACUACACAAUCGGCUGGAUAUGCGCCAUAAGAACGGAGUACGUUGCUGCACGAGCAUUUCUUGACGAGGAACAUAAAGGGCCGGGAGCUGUGUCGCCCAAUGACAACAAUGCUUAUACACUGGGCAAAAUAGGGGAGCACAAUGUCGUCAUUGCUGUCUUACCUGACGGUCAGUACGGCAUAUCCUCUGCUGCAAGUGUCGCAAGAGACAUGAUGCACAGCUUUCCUAAUAUUAGAGUUGGUCUGAUGGUCGGCAUUGGGGGCGGCGCGCCAAGCAAAAAGCAUGACAUCCGUCUGGGCGACAUUGUGGUCAGCGCUCCUCGAGAGGGGAAAGGGGGCGUGCUCCAGUACGACUUUGGCAAAACCAUUCAAGAUCAGAGCUUCAGACCAACAGGGUUUCUAAAUCAACCUCCAGCUGUCCUGCUUACAGCGGUGACUGUAAUUAGCGGCCAGUACGAGAGCGAUGGCCACAGUCUUGAAGAGGAGAUAAACAACAUUCUCCGAAAGAAGCCAAGACUGCGGAAGAAGUACAGCCGGCCAGACCCAAGCAGUGACAGGCUGUAUCAGUCCGAAGUCGUGCAUCCCGCAGAUAGCGACUCAAGCUGCGUGGCAGCCUGUGGUAGUGAUCUAUCGAAGCUGAUACUGCGAUCCGAACGGACUCAAGACGAGGAUAAUCCGACAAUCCACUACGGCGUUAUUGCCUCGGGAAACCAGCUGAUGAAGGAUGCUUCGGUCAGGGAUAAGCUUGCCGCGGAAGAAAACAUUCUAUGCUUUGAAAUGGAAGCGGCGGGGUUGAUGAACCACUUUCCUUGCCUGGCUAUCCGCGGUAUAUGCGACUACUCGGAUUCCCACAAAAACAAGGAGUGGCAGGGCUAUGCUGCAAUGGUGGCUGCUGCAUAUGCGAAAGAUAUCCUCUGUCGAAUCGCUCCAAGUAGAGUUGAAACUGAGAAGAAGAUCGGCGAUAUUCUAUCCGGCCUUCAUGAAGUUGCAGAGGAGCACCGAGACAUUGCAAAGCAGACCCGGGACAGUGCAAAGGAGCAGCUCCAAGUCCAGAGAGAUCUAGCCAAGGAGAGACUGUCCAAAGAAGAACAAGAAAAAGAAGAGAGAAAGCAAAUGUGUCACCAGCUGUUCCGCCUCACAACCAGCAGCAGGGACGCCACAUACGAGUGGUAUAAAGACCGAGUGGAAGAAAGGGUUGAGGACACGUGCCUGUGGUUCCUCAAGCACGAGCACUUCCAGAUGUGGUUGAACCGAGAAUCUGGCCCCCUGCUGGUCUCAGCAGAUCCUGGCUGUGGAAAGUCGGUGCUGGCCAAGUACCUGAUCGACCAUGGCCUGCCACGAUCGACAACCAUCUGCUACUUCUUCUUUAAAGACCAAGACCAGAACACCGUCCGGCAAGCGCUUUGCGCACUGCUUCACCAGCUCUUCUGUCAGAAGCCGUCUCUGAUCGAACAUGCCAUGACACAAUUCCGCAAGGAUGGGCAAGGUUUGAUCAACUCUACAGAAUCGCUCUGGAAGGUUCUACGAAACGCUAUAAAAGAUCCCAAGGCAGGACCUGUAAUUAUGGUCCUUGAUGCCCUGGACGAAUGUGCCGAAUCAGAGUUUGCAGACUUGAUGCGGAAUGUGGAGAGCCAAUUCCGCAGCGACCACUUGGGCCAUGGCAAGUUGAAGUAUCUUCUAACAUGCCGCCCGUAUGACCAGAUCGUGUCCAAGUUCCGCGGUCUAUUGGACGCUUUUCCAAAUAUCCGUAUACCAGGAGAGGAAGAGUCGGAAACCAUCAGCCAGGAGGUGAAUCACGUCAUUACGCGCCGGAUCAAUCAGCUGUCGAGGAAGAAGCGCCUCUCACCCCAAAUCAAGAGCCACCUGGAGAAAAGACUACGGGAGACUACCCACCGCACUUAUCUUUGGGUAUACCUUGUGUUCGACUCCUUGGAGAAAGAAGACUUUAAAAGGACAGUAAAGGGGGUCGAGUCCGCCAUUGCAACGCUUCCGAGGAGCAUUACUGAGGCAUAUGAGCAAAUUUUGAACAAGUCUAAGCAACGUCCCACGGUUCGGAAGGCUUUAAGUAUCAUCUUGGCCGCGAAUCGGCCGCUAACACUCUCGGAAAUGAACGUUGCCAUGAAUAUAGACGACAGAUCAGAGUCCAUUCACGGCCUCGACCUGGAGGAUGAAGAGGAUUUUAAGACGCGUCUAAGGUCUUGGUGUGGAUUAUUCAUCUCAAUCUAUCAUGGCAAGAUUUAUUUCCUUCAUCAAACUGCGCGCGAGUUUCUCCUCGCGGAUUUGGCAUCGCCGACAACCGUUCCGCCAGAGCUACACUGGCAUCACUCCAUCACUUCUAAAUACGCACACGCUGUUCUUGCAGAGGUGUGCGUGCUCUAUCUAGACUUCUUUAACUCUGAUGUUAGCCAUCCGACACAUGCGAAUCGGAAAGCCGGCCACUCUGUUGAUUGUCACGCCUUAUUAGAUUACUCGGCCGAAAAUUGGGGCGCUCACUUCAGCAAGGCUGGUAUCGUGGAUGACGCCGCCAUUUUACCUUUCGCCCUGAGAAUUUGUGAUCCGGAUUCGAAGAGCUAUUCGGCAUGGUUUAGAAUCUAUUGGGAGACUACGCGUAUGAAGGCCACCGAGUAUUUUACGGAUCUUAUGAUAGCGUCGUAUUUUGGCCAUGGUGCCGUUGUCAAGGCGCUGCUCGAGAAUGGCGCCGAGAUCGAGGCGGAGGACAGCGAGUAUGGUCGGACGCCGCUGUCGUGGGCGGCACCAUACGGAUCCGAGAAAGUUGUGAAUCUGCUGCUCGCCAAGGGUGUAGACCCAGACGCAAAAGACAAAGGUGGACGGUGCUGAGAAAGAUAGCAAUAUCUGGGCGGUGUUAUUGUGGGGCGCAGGGAUCCAGCGCGAAGUAACGCCACUGCGGGACGGCGGUGGCCCGGCAUUACAGGACGACUACGGGAGGACGCUAUUGUUGUGGGCUGCAGAGAGAGGGUAUAAGGCCGUCGUGGAGCUGCUACUCGCUAAAGACGACGUCGAGCCAGACUCGAAGGAUAACAAUGGACUGACGCCACUGUCGUGGGCUGCUGUGAACGGGCACGAGGCUGUCGUCAAGCUGCUGCUCGAGGCUGGCGCCGACGUCGAGGCGAAGGCCAGCUCUGGU
Messenger RNA from Ilyonectria robusta, 3524 nucleotides. RefSeq lists its product as uncharacterized. Gene Ontology annotation, molecular function: catalytic activity; protein binding. The coding region runs from base 365 to 3217 and encodes 950 amino acids. The record is from RefSeq and is a predicted model, not a curated record. Gene Ontology annotation, biological process: nucleoside metabolic process. Lineage: Eukaryota; Fungi; Ascomycota; Sordariomycetes; Hypocreales; Nectriaceae. The transcript is spliced from 5 exons.